AUGCGCGCUCUAACGGCAGCGCUGCUUUGCAUCCAGCCAGGCGGCUCAUCGGCGUUGCGAGUGCAGCCUGUCCAGCCUGGCGGCUCAGCGGCGGCGCGAGUGCAUGGCGGCUCAUUGGCGUUGGGAGUGCAGCCUGUCCAGCCUGGCGGCUCAGCGGCGGCGCGAGUGCAUGGCGGCUCAUCGGCGUUGCGAGUGCAGCCUGUCCAGCCUGGCGGCUCAGCGGCGGCGCGAGUGCAUGGCGGCUCAUUGGCGUUGGGAGUGCAGCCUGUCCAGCCUGGCGGCUCAGCGGCGGCGCGAGUGCAUGGCGGCUCAUCGGCGUUGCGAGUGCAGCCUGUCCAGCCUGGCGGCUCAGCAGUACGCAGCGUAAAUCCUCGGGCACUGCUUUCGAUGGCAGCGACAGAAGAUGGCGGAGGACCAAUCAUCGACACGGUGGCGCGCGAGCUGCUGGAUUCGAUUGUGCAGGGCGAGUUGGCCGAGCUGGCCGAGCAGCCGCCCGAAGCGCAGGAGGCGGCGCUCCCAACCCUCCUCUCCAGAGUUGAGCAGCGCGCGGUCGCUGAAGCGGGUGCUCUCGCUGAAAGCGGUGGGCAGAGCUACCAGUUCGGCGACUUGAGCAAGUCGGUGGUGGAGAGCGUGCGUGGCGAGGUGCAGCGGCAGGUGGAGGCCGACUGGAGCACGGACGACAUCUCCUUGCUGCUCAAGGUCUGUCUCUUCCUAGGGGCCGGCACCGCGGCGCCGGUCGCCGGCCUCGCUGCGAUGCCCGCCGCCGUGCUACUCGCGACUUACGGCACUGUCCUGAAGGCGGAGCUGGGCGUUCGUGCCGUGCAGGAGGUGGGCGUGCGGCUGGCGGAGCGAGCGGCGCAGGGGGUCGCCGACGGCGUGCGUGGCUACACAGGGAAGGACGAGUACAGGUUUGGUGACCUCACGGAGGAGACAGUCCAUCGUGUGACGGGCAGCGACGAGUAUCGCUUCGGCGACCUCUCCAAGGGCGCCCUCAGGUCUGUCACCGGCAAAACGGAAUAUGAGUUUGGUGAUGUCAGCAAGUCGCUCUUCCGCCGGCUGACUGGACAUCGAGGCGGCGGCGCAGAGCCAGACGAGGCCGCCUCUGAUGGCUCCACCAAAUAG
This is a messenger RNA of Emiliania huxleyi CCMP1516, 1122 nucleotides long. RefSeq lists its product as hypothetical. Bases 1 to 1122 code for a protein of 373 amino acids. NCBI's taxonomy places the organism in Eukaryota, Haptophyta, Isochrysidales, Noelaerhabdaceae. The transcript has a single exon. The record is from RefSeq and is a predicted model, not a curated record.